AUGUUCAGCACGCCAGAGUGGCCCUCCAAUGCGUUGCCGUGGAGAGAUGUCCCAAAACUGAUGAGGACGAGGAGUCAGGCAAGCCAGUCAGCGCUGGACGUCGAACCGGUCCUCUCCCAAGUCGCGUCGUCGCCGCGAGACGUGGACUGGUCCUCGCCCACCUCGCCCUCCUCCCGCUUGACGCUUAUAAUGGCCGGCUCGCACAUCGACCUGAGGAAGCGCAACCAGGCGUUCCAGUCCAAAGUGGGCAAGGUCAACAAGCUGAAGCAGCCGGACCCCCUCGAGCGCAAGGCCCUCCCGCGCUGGAUCAUCUGGCUCUUCUUGUUCCUCAUCGUCGGUGGAUUCGGCCUCGAACUCCUGCAACAGAUCUACAACUUCUUCAGCCGCCUUCGAUAG
Molecule: messenger RNA, 396 nt
Organism: Rhodotorula toruloides NP11
Lineage: Eukaryota; Fungi; Basidiomycota; Microbotryomycetes; Sporidiobolales; Sporidiobolaceae
Exons: 4
Coding region: 1-396 (131 amino acids)
Source: RefSeq, a predicted model, not a curated record